Messenger RNA from Caenorhabditis bovis, 5109 nucleotides. NCBI's taxonomy places the organism in Eukaryota, Metazoa, Nematoda, Chromadorea, Rhabditida, Rhabditidae. The record is from the annotation of a GenBank genome assembly.
AUGACACCAAUCAGUGACACGCCUAAAAGGCGUACGAGAAGCGCGGGAGGCAGCGGGCCGUUGCGCAAGCGUGCUUCCACGGGAAGUGCGAGUGACAAGGUCGAGGGGCAAGUGGCAGCCGACGAUAGCAGCGUGGCGAAGCCGAGUAGUGCAGGGGGCCAGCUUGGGCCGACCAUUCCCAAGAUUCCCAAGAAGUCUAAGAGCGGGGAGUUUGUUACUAAAGCUCUACUCGAGACUACUGGAGAAAUUUGGGAGGAGAGGGUCGACAAGCGAUGCCAGGAGCGCGCCAAGAGACAUACGGAGAAUUGGCGCUUGGGCGAGGAGACCACCCGAAUGGUGGUCACUUCUGCUCAGCGGGCGUUGGAGAGACGGAUCGAGGAGCUUGCGAGGUUGACGCGAGAGGUAUCCGAGGAUGUUGGCCUACUGAAGGCCACCAGCCAACAGAUCCUCCAGCAACUGCAGGAGGAGAGCAGACGCAAGACCGUCGCGCCUACAGGGAGGAGCACGACCCCGCCGAAGUUGUCGGCGAAAGCAUGGAUCUGUCGCCUCUGCGAUGGAGGGCAUGCGGAGAGAGAAUGCCAGCGUUAUGCCACGUGCGGAGAGCGGUUGAGCCGAGCUAUGGAGAAAGGACUUUGCCUGAGGUGCGCGGCGCACCCCCAUCGUACGGAGUGCCACAAGAAGCGUCUGAAGUGCUCUAGAUGCCAGGCAGCGUCACACAUGGAGGUGUUUUGCCCAGCGCCGAACAUCGUUAUGAGUAACCGAACAACUGCUAUCGUCACGGUCUAUAAGACACAAGUGACACGCCGCGUGGCCGCCGCCACCAAACAUGGAGCGGCUGCGGCGGCAUAUUUAAGGGGACUGGAGAGAACUGAGCCCUCGAUGGAGGAGCUGUUGGCCGCAAGGCCGAUAUGGACGGCGCUCCUGAAAGCGCUCCAGGGUCUUGAGGGAGUAGGCGCCUUGGAGACGGAGUGCUUGCGUAAGCUAAGCGCCCUCAAGGUGUCUGAGAGUGCUUUGAGCGCGGCUCAAAGGGCGAUGGAAGAGCAUAAGAGAACGCGGGAUUACAUGCGCGUUCUGCUCGCUACCAUUCGCGAGGUGAAUGAAUUUGAGGAGUACAUGGCAAAGCUAUGGGAAGCGUUCCCUGAGGAGCCUAAAGUUGAAGAGAACGAGGUUAAGGAAGAGGAGCUUGCGGUCCAUGACUUGGUUGAUCAAGUGGCGAGCCAAGUCGAGGCGGAGCUCGAGCAGCGGAUUGCUCCAGAGUUUAAGAGCACUGAGCUCGGACGAGGAGAGGAUGAGAUCCUCGAGAACAGCGAGGGACGUUACGGCUCUUGCCUGGACGCCGGUCACGCUGUUGAUGUCGGCCUCCCGCGGCAGGGGGCUGCCGCGGAGGAGGUCGAGAGGCGGGAGGCGAGACCAGCUCUCAGAGGACUCGAAGAGGAGAUAGAGACGGCAUCGCCGGUGGAGCGAUCGCCCUUCGGGAGCGGAUCGGCUACCUCUCCGGCAAGAGACCGAGGAACGCGCGGCGUGGCCACGUUUCGUUUGCCCACUAUUGAGAUCCCCAGUUUCGACGGUGAGCGGGGAGACUUUGAUACCUUCUACGAGAUCUUUAUGUUUGCGGUGGGCAACAACGAGGAGCUGGACACCUCAACCAAACUGAUUUUGCUGUUGAGCAAGCUCAAAGGACGCGCGGCGAGAGUGAUAGAGGGGCUCCCGCGUACCGCUUCAUCUUAUGAGGAAGCAUGGAGGUUACUGAAAAGACGGUAUCAGGUGGAUCAGGAACGAGAGCAAGAGUGGAUCCAUGAGUUUGAGUGUCUCCGAUUGCCGCGAAACGCGAACCCAUUGGAGAUGCAAGACUUAUUGGAUCGUUGCGAAGGCGUAAUUCGUCGCCUCGCCCGGUUCAAUCUGGGCAGAGCGCCGAUGAUGGCAAGCCGAUUGCUGGAAAAGUUCCCAGAGAGCAUACAGGAAAAGAUUGAUAGACAGAUGGCGCGGUACCAUGUGUCUUUCGAUAUCUGGACCAUGAUAGAAGAGCUCCAGCAAACCCUUCGUACGGAGGUGCUUCUGUACCGAAGGCACCUAGACCGGCAGAGAUCGUCACAGAAAGGGGAGUUCCCGCGGGAGUACACGUGGGAACCGGAGGACGCGCGGAUCCACACCGCCCUGGCUGCGGAGCAUCGACCGUACCAGAUGACGCGGUCAUCGAACUGGCGUGGGCUCGAAGGAAAAACGACGCACGGGAGGGGAAAUAGAGAGAUGGGAAAUGGCGUGAAAAGGAAUGGCGGGCAAGAGCAGAACGCUUUUCGGUGCCCCUUUGACGGGGGUGACCACCGAGCGUUGGAAUGUUGGCUCGAAUUGUCGCAGAAGAGGGCGGCAGCUCGUAGUGGAAGGUUGUGCUGGAACUGUCUAAGCCCCAACCACUUCGCCAGUCAAUGCCACGCGGAGCCGUUUAAAGUGUCAGGGGUGGGAGGAACCUCACAGAUGUUAGACACUGCCGUUUAUGAAAUUCCAUUGGCGGCAGGAGAGUUCCUAUUGGAGGUAGAGGCUACGGCAAUCCCGCGCAUCUGUCAUGAAGUCGAUCGCCAAUUCCUCAGGAGGGCGGAGGAAGGCGAGGAAGGGACUAUAGAAUCGGAAAGGGUCGAGAUCGAACUAUUGAUUGGUAUGGACCAUUGGGUAAAGGUCAUGAAAGGAGCGAAGCUCUCAGGACUGUCGAAUGGGCAGGUCCUGCUGGAAACCCCACUCGGAUCGUGUGUGUGUGGGAGACCGACCGUCGCCGAGCCGAUGUCAGUAAAUGUCGGAGUCUUGUCGGACGAUGAGAAAGUGGCCCAAAUGUGGAACUUAGACUAUCUGGGAAUCCAGAUGCCCGCCAGUGCGAAAGGGGCAUCAGAGAGCGAGCAAGUUGUGCGGGAAUACCUAAAGAAGGUAGAGGUGGAGGACGGAGAAGUUCACGUAGCCAUCCCAUUCAAUGGGAAGGAGAAGAGGUUGAGCUCGAACUACCCGGUGGCGCACCGACGGCUCGUGUCGCAAUUUCACUCCCUGAGAAAAGAGCCGAACGCGCUGGAGGAGUAUGACAAAACCAUACAGACACAGUUGGCCAGUGGAAUUAUUGAGGCAUGCGAUGAGCUAGAUGGCGAGGGCGCGGCUCGUGGGCCAUGCUACUACAUCCCACACUCUCGAGUGUUGAAACCAGAUUCGAACACUACCAAGGUGAGGGUGGUGUUGGAUUGCUCGUCACACAUGCGGGGGGAACUGUCGUUGAACGAUUGCGUCCAUAAUGGACCCUCGGUGUUGCGGAGUCUGAUGGGCAUACUACUGAGGGCGCGGGUGCCCAAGAUCCUCAUUGCCGCCGAUAUUGAGAAAGCGUUUCAUCAAAUCAGGAUCAAAGAGGCGGACAGGGACGCGGUUCGGUUUCUGUGGUGGAAGGAUUUGAAGGAAGGGCCGGUCCCUGGAAACGUGCAGACGUUUCGGUUCACGCGGUUACCAUUCGGAUUAGGGCCCUCGCCCUUCCUCCUGUCUGUGUCGAUCCUCAUGCACUUGAGACUCAAUCCACAUAAGUUGAAUAAAGAGGUGGAGGAGAACAUUUAUGUGGACAAUGUUCAACUUGGGGCCGAGUCUGACGAAGAAGCGGUCCAGAAGUGCCGGGAGGUCAAACAGAUCUUCGCUGGGAUGCGAAUGAACUUGAGGGAGUUCGUGACCAACAGUGCAGCGGUGAGCCAACAGAUACCAGAGGAAGAUCGUCAGCCGAAGGCUGUCGUCAGCCUGCUUGGCAUGGUGUGGGAUACGGAGAAGGACAACCUGAGCAUCAAGUUUCCCGAAAGGCCGAAAGGGGCAAGGGCGCGGCCCACUAAGAGGAACAUCCUCGCCCAUCAGGCGUCGGUUUUUGACCCCUUAGGGAUGGUAGCCCCACUCGCUACGAAGCUCAAACAGUUCUUUCAGUAUGUGUGGGGGCAAGACGUAGAGUGGGACCAAGAGCUGUCGGACAGCGUGAGAAAGAUGUGGGAAACGGUCGAGAGCAGUCUGGAGCCGAGGCGGUAUGAGAUACCGAGGAGGUUGACUCAUGGCGCGGUGGUGGCAUGGGAUCUCGUAAUUUUCUCAGAUGCCAGUAAAUACCAUUAUGCCAUGGCGGCCUAUGUGCGGGGAAAGCUCGAGGAUGACACCUUCACCACACAACUGGUGAUGGCCAAAUCCCGUGUCAACCCGAAGGAGCACUUGAGUAUCCCGAGACUCGAACUGUUGGGAGUAUUGAUCGCAUCGAAUUCGGCACUUUUCUUGGUCGACGAGAUGCAAAUAGCGUUCAAGUCGGUGGUGCUGUUCUGCGACAGCAAAAUAGCGUUGUACUGGAUCAAAGGGUCGAACCGCUUGAAGACGUUUGUGUCGAACCAGGUGAAGCGCAUUCGGUCAAAUUUGGAGGUCUGCCAGCGGAAGGCGGCGACAGAGCUUUACUAUGUGCGGUCUCAGGAGAACCCCGCGGAUCUAGCGUCCAGAGGAGCCUCCCUGGGGGAGAUCGCCGACUCCCGGUUAUGGAGAGAGGGUCCGGCGUUCCUGCGGAACGAGAGAGCCACGUGGCCGGACACAGGGCUGGACUUCAGCUCGAUCAGCAAGGCUGAGGAGCCAGAGGUUCUUGCGGAGUGCGUGGGAGAAAAGACCAGUCCCAAGCGAAAGAAGUCCGACCCGGGAGCAGAAGUAGCGGCGCUGGUGGUUGCCACAGUGGAAACUGAGAGGGAUGUUAACGGGUUCUGCGAGUUCGUGCCAUACCACAGGGCACGAUCCUUGUCUAAGCUCGUAGGCAUCAUGGCAGCAGUCACCUAUUUCCUCUCAAAAGUGUCGGGCGGUAGAGUGAAGUGGAAGGGACCACUCAUUCCUCAAGUGUCCGGGGCUCGGAGGUGGUCAGCACUCAGAUAUGAACGGAUUGAGAAGUGGCUAAUAGUGCGGCACUAUGAAGAGAUGGGAAUGACCGACGAGCUGCGCGUCGAUUAUAACCUCAAUCCUCAUGUGGACGAGGACGGGGGGCGAGACGGAUUGCACAGAAAAUGCUGCGAGCAUGUGUGGUGUGUAAACGAGGAAACGGUCGUCCGUUUCGGUACCCCGAAGUGCCGCCCUUGCCCAGGUGUCGUCUGA